This is a messenger RNA of Setaria italica (foxtail millet), 898 nucleotides long. RefSeq lists its product as uncharacterized. The transcript has a single exon. The record is from RefSeq and is a predicted model, not a curated record. Bases 214 to 603 code for a protein of 129 amino acids. NCBI's taxonomy places the organism in Eukaryota, Viridiplantae, Streptophyta, Magnoliopsida, Poales, Poaceae.
UUCAGUGCCCAUAGACCGCGAGGAGACCUGUCUAUAUCCCGCGCUGUGCACGUCCUUUUUACCCCCGUUUGAAUAAGUCACCCCCUUCGUGACGCUGCAAAAAUAGGGCACGGCACCAUUUAAAGGGCCGAUGAACCAAUCCGAUCACCACCACCUGGUGUCACUCCCUAGUAGCCACUCACUUGGUCAGUCCCGCUCCACGCACGCAGAGACAUGGGCAACACCGGGUGGAGGCGCUCCAAGAACGACGUCGUCACCGAGGCGGCGGCGUCGAGGCGCGCGGUCGCCAAGCCGCGCAAGCAGCGGCGGGAUGACGACUCCGCCGAUGAGGAGGAACAAACGACGCGCGCGUGGCGACGUCGUCGUUCCGGAGGAGUACUUUCGCGUGCGGGUGGCGGCGACGGCGCGGCCCUGGCCGCGGUCGGCACGGUGGUGACGGUGAAGGUCGUGAUGAGGAGGAAGGACGCGGAGAAGCUGGCGGCGAGGCUGAACGCGCGGGAGCGCAAGGCCAGGAUGGCCGAGCUCAAGGGCGAGCUCCGGGCCGGCGGGGACGGCGGCGGCGCGUGCUGGAGUCCGCAGCUGGCGCCGAUAAAGGAGAACUAGUUAGCUUCAGCGCACACACCGGUGGUGUGACACGACUAGUUUGAGCGCCGGAGGUUGCUUAGAAGUCAGAAGUACAGCAGGAGUAGUAACCAACUUGUAGCUAGUGUCUGUCCUAGUUGCCGUUUCGGUUGAGGAGUGUAUGGUUUGAUCGGUUGGUCACCCGGCCAUGUGUCUGUACAUAGUGGAAAAAAGGUGGCAACUUGUUGGAUCACCGUAGAUAUUAUUGUCCACCUUCACUAUGUUCAUAUCCAUGUAUCCCUCGUUCCUUCUUCGAACCAAGCCGCUGGAUUGCAUC